Messenger RNA from Stegodyphus dumicola, 5360 nucleotides. Its product is annotated as cyclic AMP-dependent transcription factor ATF-1-like. Gene Ontology annotation, molecular function: RNA polymerase II cis-regulatory region sequence-specific DNA binding; protein binding; DNA-binding transcription factor activity, RNA polymerase II-specific. Lineage: Eukaryota; Metazoa; Arthropoda; Arachnida; Araneae; Eresidae. Gene Ontology annotation, cellular component: nucleus; transcription regulator complex. Gene Ontology annotation, biological process: regulation of transcription by RNA polymerase II. The record is from RefSeq and is a predicted model, not a curated record.
CAAUUAAUGCUAAUUAAAAGCGUAAUGUCGUAAAUUUGUGACCCAUGCUGUUAUGGCCUUGAAUGCUAUUGUAAAUGGCUGUGUAUGAAAGGAAAUGCAUAUGUGUUACUACGAUAUUCAAUUAUACUCGUUAAAAAUGAGACGUAUUGUGAAAUUCGCAAAAUAUGAAAUUAUUGAUUUUUUGGUCGGUCUUAAAAGUAAAAUAAGACUUAACGCUUUCGUGUAUCAUCAAACAGAAGGUGCGAAAACCAUUUUCCCUUUAAUGGUGGAAACAUGUUAAGCUGAAAAUAAGUGGGUUUACAUGUGAUGGAGACGCUGGUGGCCGACCAGAGUGCCACGGUCGAGACCUCUCAGGCGGGCGGGGAUCAGUCGUCUACUGUAGGUAGUGGCACUGUUGGCCAGAACGACAGUGGACCACGAACUUCAGGAGCCACGGCACAGGCUAGGGCCAAUGGAACUGUGGUCCUUGCAUCCCCUGCCCAAGUAAAGCAUGUGUUUUCUUCUUCAUCACAGAAUACCCAGACAAUUGCUGUCCCUCAAGCUGGAGGAGGAGUAUCUAUUGUUCAUGUUGCUAUUCCUAAUCAACCUGUGCAUGUGCAGUCGGUUAUUCAACCUGGACCUAACCAACAGUCUGUGAUACAAGCACCAGGUGGUGCUACACUGCAAUCCGUUCAGAACAAUUUUCAACAGCUGCCAAAGAACGUGAUUUUGUUAAACAAGCUCACUACCCCAGGAUCUGUGAUUCACAGCACUGAUGGUGAUGCCAGUGUUCAUCCUGUACAGUUAAUCACAACUGCCAAGGAUGAAGAUGGUGGAACUGUAACUCUUGUGACUUCAGAAGAUCCUAAAAAAAGAAGGGAAAUCCUUGCACGCAGACCAUCAUAUAGGAAAAUUCUGAAUGAACUUUCUGCUACAGAUGCACAUGGGGCUACUCUUACUGCUGCCUCUGCUGCAGUGUUGAAGGAAGAGUCAUCAGACCAUGGAAUGACUGAUUCUAGUCAAGAACAAGAUAGUGGCACUAGUACAAUCACUUUAGGUGGUACACAGUAUACUACUACUGGUUUAUUAAAAGCUAUUCAGUUAGCUAAUGCUGCCACACAAGAUAGUGGAAUUCAAGGCUUACAAACUCUAACUAUGACAAAUACUGGUAGUGGGACAGCUAGUGCUAUUGUACAGUAUACUCAGGGGCAAGAUGGACAGUUUUUUGUUCCAGUGACAGUAUCUGCCGCUGAUCUUCAAGCAGCAUAUCAGCUUCGAGCUGGGGCUUCUACACCAACAGGAUUGACUCAAAAUGUGGUCUCAAACAUCCAGACUAUCCAGAAUCCUCAGCAGUUAGCAGAAGAAGCUUCUCGUAAAAGGGAGCUAAGGCUUUUAAAAAACAGGGAAGCAGCCAAAGAAUGUCGAAGGAAGAAAAAAGAGUACAUCAAAUGCUUAGAGAACCGAGUAGCUGUGCUUGAAAACCAAAAUAAAGCUUUAAUUGAGGAACUGAAGUCAUUGAAAGAACUCUAUUGCCAAAAGAACGAUUGACAGCUGAACAGUUAAUUCCAUCUUGAGCAACCCAGUUUUCAUAUAUGCAAAAAAGAAAAAAAGGCCACUGCAUGCCUUUCUUGAUGCAUUAAACAGCAAGAUCUGAGCAGAUUAUAUUUGGUGCCAAAUAAGAAAGUUCAAAUUUUAAGUUGGAAAGUGACAAAUUUUUUUUUUUAUAUGCCAUAAAUUAUUCAAUGCACAUGGUUCAUUUAUUUUCAUUAAAUUUCAAUUUAAUAAAAACUGAAGAUGUACUUUUCAUUUGAAAUCCAAUCCAAUAUUUUUAAUAUGAUUAAUGCAUUUAAUUUUCACUUCAAAUUGUUAUUGCUAAUGUGUGCUGUUAAAAAUGAAAGAGAAGUGUAUAUUUUUGCAUAUGCUAAAUGAACCUGAAAGACAUGGGCAUGUAUGUAACUGGCAGUUUGGGAUUUAACUGGGCUUUCUUUUUUGUGGUAAUAGAAGAUAUGAAGACAUGUGUACAUAUUUUACAUUUUGACUAACAUGUAAUUUUUGUACAUGAAAAGAAUUAUUUUUCUUGCCAUAAACAAAUGUAAUAUUUUAAACAUGGAAGUAGCAUAUAUAUUGAAUACAUUGUUUGUUUAGAUAUUUUAAAAACUGUUUGAUUAAGACUGCAUAAUCCUUAUAGUGUGAUUUAUGUUUGGAACCAGACUGUUUGUGAUAUUCCUAAUAUAUGGAAAAGUACUGUAUUUGUAAAGCUGCUGACUUUUUUUUGGUUGCAUAAUCUUGUAUUUAAAUAGACAGUUCUUUUCAUGUCUGUUUUUAUACUUCUGAGAGCAUUUUGUAAAAUUUCACUCAUAAUGUUGUUAUUUUUGCCAUUUGAUUAUUAUGCUUUCUUAAUUUCCAUUAAAUAUGAUGUUUAACUUUUUGGAUUUCAAAGAUUGAUUUCUUUCUUUCUUGUGUAAAUAUGUUUUCAGUUCAAUUUCCUGCUUUUUAACAGGUGUAUACCCAUACUUUAUCAUAAAUUUUGGCUGUAUAGCUUAGAAAGAUACUGAAUUUUAUAUUCUCUGUUAAUUUCGUUUGUUAGUGUUCAUUAUACUUUUUAUAAAUUUAAAUAUUUAUGCUUAGCAUUUUAUUGCAUUUAAAAAAACUUAAAAUAAUUGCAAAAUUAAGAUUAGUAUUACUAAUUAUAGAAUGAAUUUUGAUAAAGUAAUAUGCCAUCUUGAGUAAACUAGAAAAAUCAUCAAGUCCUUAACCCCUUUUUUAAAUCUGUAUUAAAACUAUUUGAAGUUACCACUAACUGGUUGUCCUUUGUGUUUUGAUUAACACAUUUUUGUUGAUCUUAAUUUAAAAAAUGGUUGUGUCUGUAAGGUAAGAGAGCAUUCAAACAUUUAAAAUUAUCUGUACUUCUAAAGUGGAAAAUUUAUUAUACUUAUAUGCUAUUUUGCAAUAUCUUGGUACAACUAGUAUAAAAAAAUUAUUAAAUGUGUUAUGAUUUUAAAAAAGGAAACACAAUAUGCGAUUAGAAUUGGUUAUGAAUUAAUGGGUAUGCACCUUUUCUAAGUAUUUGGUACUUAACUUCCAGACAUCUCUCUUUUGUAUAUUUUUAUGACACAUUUAUAGUUACUUUCAUAUGCAAAGUAUUUCAUUAUUUUUUUACUGUUUUCGACAAUAUCUUUUUUUUUUUUAUUAAGUAUUUCUCUAACAGCAGGAUGUCCAUAAGCAUGCAAAAAAGUAUAUCAUGGUAGAAAUAAAAUGUAUUGUGGUUUUCACACCAAAACUUCAUUUCCGAGUUUAAUGUAUUCACGAUGGCAGUUUUUCUGCACUUUUUUUUGUUUGUAUGAAAGAUAGCAUCAUUACUGUUGUUGUUCACAUUUUAAAGUAUUUUGUACAUAGUUGAAAUAUUUGCAUAUGGACAUCCUGCUACAGAGAUUUAUUUAUUUGUUAUAAUAAACUGUAUAUAUCCAUAAUAUUUGUAUAACUUUGUCUUAGAAUGUAUCAUAGCAUUUAAUUGCUUGUCAGUCUUAUUAGACAAGAAAAGCACUCAUCGUGAGUAUACUUGACUUGGAAAUGCAAGUGUGAGAACCACAAUGCAGAUUAUUUCUACCACUUGAUGUUUAAUUUUUUAUUGUCUUUGGGUAAAUACCAUGUUUCUUGAAAUAGUGGCAAGCUUUGUUAAAUGUAUUUUUAAAGGCCUUGCGUAUUUACAUCUUUGUAUGAGUAUUACUACGGUUUAAAUUUGCCUGUAUGCUAGAAAUAAAAUGGUAAACUUUGUACUUUACUUGUCUGCAAUCCCUUGCCUAGAAUCAGGCUCUUCUUUCUUUAUUAACAAUAUUACAAGAAUUUUCAUUUCCGUGCAUUCCUUAGCAGUUUCCCAUUUCAGAAUAAUUUUGUAUUAAUAAACUAGGGAUGGUUAAUUUUUUUCAUUAUUUAAAUAACUACUCUAAACAGCUUUAAAAUAUAAAUAUUUAUUACAACUUUCAUUUCAAAUUGAUUUUCAACUUUUUAAAUUGUUUGAUUAGAUGAAAAAAUGAUCUAUGAUUUGUAUUUUUGAAACAUAAAAUAUGCAAUCAUUUUAAAAAUAUUACAUGUCCUAUACUUGUAAAUUUUAUGAGUGGUAAAUCAAAAUGUAUUGUUGUCAGUUGUCUUAAUGCAUUAACUUCAUGAUUUACUUGUAAUGAAAAUGUUUUUUUUUUUUUUUUUCAUGCAUUUAAAACUUUUCACAGAAUACUUGUAAUUAGUUUAUUACUGGAAUAAAAUGUACAUUAUUGCUUUAAUUUUAUUUAAAAGCUCUGUGCAAAAUACUAAUGUUUGUAGAACAAUCAUAAAUUCCAUGUGAAGGAAAAAUUUCUCUUAUUCAUGAAUUAGGAAUUUAAAAAAAUAUUUAUUUGAUCAUAAUUUGCAUGCAAAUUCAAGUAAUUUAAUUUUUAGCUUGGCAAGAAAAGGUUCUGUAUUCUUUUAUUGAAAAAUACGAAGUGUUAAAUGAUGAAAAUAAAUCUGAUGUUAUAAAUUUGAAGGUAUUAUUAUACAUACUGAAAAGAAUAUUGUGUGAAUUUCUAGAGCCUUUUUUCACUAUUCUACCACCGUUCUGUUAAGCUGGAAUAUAUAAAUUUUGACGGCCAUAUUUAUUUUUCCCAGUUAUUUAUGAAUAUAUGAAACAAAAUGUAUUCAUUUUGAUAUUAGCAAUUUUCACUGUGUUAUUACUUAUUCCAAAUCUAAAUUUUUCCUUUUAAAAUUAAAUAGCUCUAGAUACACAUCUAAAACUGAAUAUUCUCCAUCCCUUUAGUAAACUCUCUUAUUAAUAAACUGGAUAUUAAAAGAGCUACUUAUAUAAAUAUAGAAGCUACUGUAAAAUUAUAUAUUAUAAUAAUUUAGUUUUGUCAUUACAUGCGAACAGUUCUAAGGUAUUUGCUCAAUAUCAGUGCUUUAAAUAUUUGCCAUAAUAUUUCAAAAAAGUCUCAGCAUUCCGUAGAAAAUAUUUUGCAGAUCAGAUGUAAAUUUAUAUUGUACACUUUUAUAAUUUUUCAUCAUGAUAAAUGCAGAUUUUUCUUGGUAAUAUUCAAAAGAAAAGUAAAUUAUCUCAGACAUACAUAUCUUCAGUAUAUGAAAUGACAUGAAGAAUGUCUUUGAUACUGAGAUUUAAAAUACAUGUUUUAGUUAACUGUAUUUAAUUAAAUAAUAGUGACUGUUACAAAUGAAAUUCAGUUUCAUCUUUUGUUCCUGAUGCUGUAUUUUUCUAUUAUAAGUUGUUGCACUUUAUAAAAAAUUUGAAUAAUUUAGUCCUGGACUUGCUCAACAAGAUAAGUUUGCAGAUUUGAACAUUUAUUAUUAUUGUGAAUAUUGUAUAAUAAGUGAAUUUGAAUAAAUAACUUAAUGGUUGA